This is a messenger RNA of Blepharisma stoltei, 204 nucleotides long. The record is from the annotation of a GenBank genome assembly. Lineage: Eukaryota; Ciliophora; Heterotrichea; Heterotrichida; Blepharismidae.
AUGUCUACAUCAUAUCUCAAUAAAUUAAGCUACUUCGUUAUAAAUUAUACAAUUACAAUUAAAUUUAGGCAAGUUAAUGCAUAUAUAAUUAAAUCAGUUUCUAUUUUCAAUUUAAUAUGCAUAAUAUGGAAGAUUAUCCGAUCCGUCCUCUUUAUGACAGUAGCAUCCCUGCGCCCGGGCAUAGUAUUUUGAGCCCAGAGUUAG